AAGAAGACGACAAAGUGGGAGGGCAAAGAAGACGAAGAAGAAAAAGGCAAACGAAGAAGAAGAAGACCAAGGUCGACUUUGUGUGGUUGUCCGUGAAAAUGGCGAGCCUUUUAACGCGAUCGGGGGCAUUGACUCCAUAUAUGCAAGCCACAUCUUUUACAAUCGCUGGCCCACUCAAAGCUUUGGUUCCUGGGGUUCCUGUCAAGUCCGAGCGGGUGUUGUUGAACCCAAAGAAGUUGUUCCUAUGCCGGGAAUCGCUCAAUGGCCAAAGCCCUAAGACAGGACCCGCCAUCACGGUUAGCAUUAAUGCCUGUUCGGCGGUGCGAUUGGCCCACACGGACGUCAGGGUACCAGACUUCUCCACCUACAGACGUCCAGAGGUGCUGGACCCCCAUAAGUCCUCCCAGGAGACCAGUGAAUCCAGAAGAGUCUUUUCAUAUUUGGUGACGGGUGCCACGGCGGUGAUGGGCGUCUACGCCGCUAAGACGGUGGUCACUCAGUUUGUGUCCUCCAUGAGCGCAUCAGCGGAUGUUCUUGCCUUGUCUAAGAUCGAAAUCAAGCUCGGCGAAAUCCCAGAGGGCAAGAACAUGACGUUCAAGUGGAGAGGCAAACCCCUUUUUGUCCGUCACCGCACCGAGCGAGAGAUUGCGAUGGAGGAAGCGGUGAAUUUGUCCGAGCUGCGUGACCCUCAACAUGACAAGGACCGCGUCAUCAAUCCCAGUUGGGUCAUUGUUCUCGGCGUGUGCACCCAUCUCGGUUGUGUACCCAUCGCCAACGCUGGUGACUUUGGAGGUUACUACUGCCCUUGUCACGGCUCGCAUUACGACGCUUCAGGCCGCAUCAGGAAAGGCCCCGCACCACUCAACUUGGAGGUUCCGUACUACGAGUUUCCAGAUGAAGACACUGUGGUUGUUGGAUAAUCCUUACACGUCUCUCUCUCUCUGUUAGUGUUGAAAUAAAGUCUGCUCUCAGCAUUUUAUCCCAA
Molecule: messenger RNA, 985 nt
Organism: Doryrhamphus excisus (bluestripe pipefish)
Lineage: Eukaryota; Metazoa; Chordata; Actinopteri; Syngnathiformes; Syngnathidae
Gene: uqcrfs1
Product: ubiquinol-cytochrome c reductase, Rieske iron-sulfur polypeptide 1
Cellular component (GO): membrane
Molecular function (GO): 2 iron, 2 sulfur cluster binding; quinol-cytochrome-c reductase activity
Source: RefSeq, a predicted model, not a curated record